Molecule: messenger RNA, 213 nt
Organism: Aspergillus versicolor CBS 583.65
Lineage: Eukaryota; Fungi; Ascomycota; Eurotiomycetes; Eurotiales; Aspergillaceae
Exons: 3
Coding region: 1-213 (70 amino acids)
Source: RefSeq, a predicted model, not a curated record
AUGAGUCGGAACUUCAUUCCCGCAGCGCUGGCCAUUGCAAUGGGUGUUGCUACAGGCUAUUACACUUUCCAACCAGCAUUGAGAGAGAUUCAAGGCGAUAAAGGAAACAUCCAAAGAUCUGGAAACCAACCUCCGCCAGCAGAGCAACAGCCCUCCACAUCUACUAUCUCUACGCCGGCACCUAGCUCCAAAGAAGAUGGAAAUGGGAAUUGA